ACUCUGAAACAAAUCUCGAACCCUAGCGUGCACGACCACUCUUCUUUUCCUCUCUAUCUAAAGAAACCGUACGUAACCGUGGGCGAUAGCACAACACAGUUCCCACUCUCUGCGAUGACCGGUCAACGUAGUUCUUACGGCAAACGCUCCCACUCUCACUCCGAUUCCGACGCCGGUUCCAAGAACAAGCGCCGGAAUCCAGCCGCCGAUGAAUCGUCUCUUAUCACAGCCGAAGACACCGUCUUCCGCUACCUCUGCCCCGUCCGCAAGAUCGGAAGCGUCAUAGGACGCGGCGGUGACAUCGUCAAGCAGCUCCGCGCCGACACCAGGGCCAAGAUCCGCAUCGGUGAUGCGCUUCCCGGUUGCGACGAGCGCGUCGUUACUAUCCACAGUUCCUCCGAGGAGACCAACAGAAUUGACGACACUAGUGAUCUUGUUUCGCCUGCUCAGGACGCGCUGUUUCGGGUUCACCAGCGCGUGAUAGCUGAGGACGCACGUGACGACGAGGAUGAGGAGAGGAACCAUGUCACUGCGAAGCUUCUCGUGCCAUCCGAUCAGAUCGGAUGCGUGAUCGGAAAAGGCGGCCAGAUUGUGCAGAAUAUCCGGAGCGAAACCGGCGCGCAGAUUCGGAUCCUUAAAGAUGAUCGAUUGCCUCCCUGUGCGCUGAGCUCUGAUGAACUUGUUCAGAUUUCGGGUGAGGGUGCGGUUGUGAAGAAGGCUUUGUUUCAAAUUGCAGCUCAGAUCCGUGAUAAUCCUUCACGGUCUCAGCACCUGCUUGCUUCUGCAGUUCCUGGUGGGUAUGCAGCUGGUGGUCCUGGUGCAGGGGCUCCCAUUGUUGGAGUGGCUCCUUUUGUGGGUGCUUAUGGAGGAUAUAAAGGAGAUGCUAGUGACUGGUCACGGUCUCUGUAUCCUGCCCAAAGGGAUGAAGCGUCUAUGAGAGAGUUUACUGUACGGUUUGUUUGUCCCACUGGCAACAUUGGUGGUGUGAUAGGAAAAGGUGGUGCCAUAAUAAAUCAAAUCAGGCAGGAUUCUGGGGCUACCAUCAAAGUUGAUAGUUCAGUGACGGAAGGAGAUGACUGCUUGAUAAUCAUUUCGACUAAAGAGUUCUUUGAGGAUUCUUUCUCUCCAACAAUAGAAGCUGCUGUGCGAUUGCUGCCCCGCUGCAGCGAGAAAGUAGAGAGAGAUUCAGGGAUUGUUUCUUUCACCACCCGUCUUCUUGUGCCAACGUCAAGAAUUGGUUGCCUUAUUGGUAAAGGAGGGACAAUCGUAACUGAAAUGAGAAGGCUUACAAAAGCAAACAUUCGCAUCCUUUCAAAGGAAAAUCUUCCAAAAAUUGCAUCUGAUGAUGAUGAAAUGGUGCAAAUUUCAGGAGACCUUGAUGUUGCCAAGGAUGCUCUUGUGCAGGCACUCACACGGCUGAGGGCAAAUCUUUUUGAUAAGGAGCGUGCUGUCUCAGGAUUCCUUCCAGUGCUUCCAUAUCUUCCAUCUUCUGUUGAUGGAUCAGACGGCUUGAACUAUGACAGUAGAGAUGGUAAACGGCAUGGACGUGGUGCAUAUUCUGGUGGCUAUGGAGGUUCAAGUGAUUUGGCAUCUGGUGAUGGUUAUGGAAGCUAUGGAAGUUCACAGCUUGGUAGUGGUGGUGGUGCUUAUGGAGCUUAUGGAAGUUAUUCUUUGGGACGGACUAGUGGCUAUGGGUCUUCUCAGAAUGGUUCUUCUCGGAGGAGAAACCAUGCUUACUAAAACUUGAUGGGUCCCUGCAGGUAUCAAUAUCUUCCUGACAUAAGCAAGAGGCUGUGCUGCAAUUUUUGACUUUGAUAAUUCAUAUUUAUGGAAUUAGUUCAGUACUUCAGAUAUGAUGAAUUAGAGGUAUGAUAUCUGUUUUAUAUAUGAAGUUGAUUGUAGCAUUGAAGCUUAGUGCUUUCUUGGCUAAGGUAAUGUGCAUUUGGAGUUAUGCAAAUUCUUUCACGAUUGAGAAAUAGAUUAAUAUCUUGUUUGUUGUCUUUUCUCCGCAAGGCCAAUAUAGUGCAAGGCCAAUAUAGUACAAGGCCAAUAUAGUACAUGGCCGGUCGUUGUUGUAAUUUCUAGUUCCUGUCAUAAUUUCGGCUUAAUUGUAAUUCUUUUUCGCGGAGAAGUUAUUGCCUCGACUUCUUGGGGUUUUCCUACCAAAACCAGUUUAUUUGAUGUGUAGCCCAUUAGAUUACUUACACAAGUAUUUAGUCUGUCCUAUGAUUCUAUUUAGAGACGUGUCUUCUUUACUGAGGGUAGAGGUUCCAGUUGGUGUCAAUUGAAAAACUACGUACCUCAAUGGGACAUUUGCCCCCUGUCAUUGAUUUUUUUAUGUCAGCAAAAAACAGAACUUGUUUUACCUCUUAGGCAUUUGCAUUUGCCCUCUCGUCACAGAAAUAGAUGAUAGACCUUCAACAAAAGAAACAUAGUUUUUUGGAUCUUUAAAGUAGGCUUUAUGUGAUUAUGGUCGAGUAAUUGCUAUAUAGUCAUGGUUGGGAUCGUGGGAUUCGAACUGUUACAUGGGAAAUCUGUAUUCAGAAUUGAGAAUUGAAAUUUAUCCUGAAUCAGAAAAUUAACGAUUAACUGAUUAAAAUUAUUGUAAAUAUAAAUAUCUAAUCCGAAAUAAAACUGAGAUUUAGUAUUUUUGAAAAAGAACUAUUUUUUUUCCUAUUUCUACCAUUUUACAUUACUGAAAAAUAUAUUAAAUGGUAUAAUUAUGGUAUCAUAUUAGAAAACAUUAUUAGGGAGGCUUAUUUUAAAAGUUGAUGUCAGAUGAGAGAAAAUAUUACUGAUGUAUCUUUUUUAGUCCUUUAUCUUACAAUCCAUGCUUGUCUUUAGUUUUACUUUCCAACCUAAGUAUAAAUUGAACCUAAGAAAGCGUUUUUAUAGUGAAGUAAAAAAUAAAUUAAAACCAUUAAGAUAGGAAGUGAGAAAAAUGCUAGCUUGCUAGUGUACGAUUUUGGAAUUCACUAAAUGGUUACUUGAGAUCGUUAAUUUAUUGGUGAAAGCUUGGUUCAUUCUAGAUGGAUUAUGGUUAGCCAUAUAUAUGUUGCGUAUAGAACGAUUGGCUACUUUCUUAAAGAUAUUUGGUAAUGAAUUUGGAAAAUUGAAGGUGAAAAAACAGUUCUGAAGGCCAAUUUAGGCAUUUAAAUUGUUUUUACAGCCUGUGGAACACGCAGGCUAUUUUGGUCCAUUUGCAGUAAGUGUUUGAUGAUCCUCGUGGGAAAUUGAAAUGGAAUUGUGGUAUGUAUAGUUUUUCUUUCCAACCCUUAUUCUCUGGAACUUAAUUGAAUCAGGGGAAUCACUUAUGCUACUCAUUUUGUCAGGUCAUUUCAACUAUGGAACAGGUAAGCCUGGCUUAAGGUUAUAUACAAUGCUCGGUCGUGCCAGCAGCAAAUGUGCUUUUCUGUGAGUUGGGAAUUCACAAACCUAAAAGUUAUGAAUUUUCUAAAUCCUGUGAUAUUUUAAAUUUUGAUGGUGAUGGAUUGCUUUGAAAAAUUAGUAUAGAGAAAAUCUGAUGCCCCUCAUUACCGAAGCUUGAGUUAUAGCUUUAGCAUCUUCUUUAUGAUUCUGUUCUCAUCGCUUUUCUUCCUUUUCCGGAUAGCUUGUUAAACGAAUUGGCAAAUCAGUGUAUGAAAAAAGGUGUUUGUAAAGGAUAA
Vigna angularis (adzuki bean) is the source of this 3665-nucleotide messenger RNA. Its product is annotated as KH domain-containing protein At4g18375. The record is from RefSeq and is a predicted model, not a curated record. Gene Ontology annotation, biological process: regulation of gene expression. NCBI's taxonomy places the organism in Eukaryota, Viridiplantae, Streptophyta, Magnoliopsida, Fabales, Fabaceae. Gene Ontology annotation, cellular component: nucleus; cytoplasm. Gene Ontology annotation, molecular function: mRNA binding. The transcript has 7 exons. Bases 115 to 1740 code for a protein of 541 amino acids.